Pseudo-nitzschia multistriata is the source of this 2112-nucleotide messenger RNA. NCBI's taxonomy places the organism in Eukaryota, Bacillariophyta, Bacillariophyceae, Bacillariales, Bacillariaceae. The record is from the annotation of a GenBank genome assembly.
CAACAAAACUAAGAAUUUCUUUUUCGGUUUUUCUGUUGUGUUCAUCGAUCAUCAGUGUCACAAAUGCAUCUGUCUUUCUCCAUGCCAUACCGUAUCAUAUUUACAUAAUUCCAACAGGCGAUCGGAGAAGGGAACGACCACCACAUAAAUUCCACUCGACAAAUCUGAAACAGCAACGAUGAAUAGAAUAGGAACAAAGGAAUACCAGCGAGCGCACAGGUGGAUUUUCCACCUUUGUUCAAUUUACAUGGCAUCUGCCUUUGUACAACAGGCACCGCUGACGACGCCGCUGCAACAGCAUCGAAGGACGAGCCAUUCACUCGGGUCGCUCGGGGAAACAAGGAGAUUGAAUAGUGCUAUUUGGUCCACCGUCAAGACCGAUGGGUUAGCGGACAACAAAGACAAAACUUUUGAUGAACUCUUGGGGGACCCAUCCAAUUUUGCCAAGGCUAUCCGUUUUUUCAGAUCGCACCCCGAAGACAUUGAACUGACGCGCGAUCGAUUCGGAAAAAUAUUCGAUGCGAUCGAGGAACGAACCUUCCAGGACGACACCGACAACAGCGGCCAGCGGCAACAGCAACAGCAACCAGCAUUUUCUCAAUCGAGAAAAGAAAUGGCGGAGAUGUAUUCGUUGCUCAAGGAACAGGGGCACCUGCGCCUGUUUGGCGCCAUCACGAAAGAAAACAUGCCUGCCUCUGGUUCGCACAACGUGCGACCGAAGAUGCUCGAGGCCAUCACGUCGCUGUCCAUGAGCUCGCUGACGCCCCAGCCGUCCAACACGCUGCUCUACGCUGGUAUGGGGGUGGCCCUCCUGGAGUCGAUCGCCAGUGGAUUCUUGGGACUGGACCUGAACGCGGUCUUUUUUGCCACCUUUGGUGUGGCCCUGUGCGACCAGGUGUUCCUGAACGGUGCCGUCAGCGAAACCUGCGUGAAGAUGCUCUCUCCCGAGACGCAACCGAAGAUUACCCGCCACGAGGCCGGGCAUUUCCUCUGUUCGUAUAUCCUGGGCUGUCCCGUCGAGGGUUACGUCUUGUCGUCGUGGGGGGCUCUCGAGGACCCUCGCUUUCGGGGGCUCGGUGUCUCUGCGGGCACAUCGGUGAGUCUUGUUCGAAACUAUCUCCACGGUUGCAUCUCGAAACUUCGCUUGCUACCGUUGCGAUGCCUUGUUCUAACGUACUAAUUCACAAAUCCUUCAUACAUUGCAGUUCUUUGAUCCUGAUUUAUCCAGUCAGAUCGAAAAUUCGAAAAUCACCCGUUCCGCCAUCGAUCGAUAUUCAAUCAUUGUUAUGGCUGGUAUCGCUGCAGAGGCCGUCAUGUACGGAAAAGCGGACGGAGGAGCCGGCGACGAACAAGCGUUGAUUGGUACGUAUAUGUUCGUACAUUUUUUGGUCUUGUUUUGAUCAAAAUUUUGCUGCUGCUCAUAGAAUCGUUCUUCUUUGUUGGGUAUUCUUUGCUGUUUUUAGCCUUUCUUUCAAAUCUGAACGGCGGACCAUCGCUGUCAUCGGCACCCGUUUGGAAUGAACAAACGAUAAGAAAUCAGGCUCGCUGGUACGUAGAUGGUCAAAACCUCUGAAUAUAUUGUGUUCCGUAUGUAGGAAGCGUUUUUAUUGGCAUGCCUAGGCAAUCGAUUCUGAUGUAUUGAGACUAUUUUUUUGUUUUUGUUUUUUCAGGGGUGCACUGCAAUCGGUGCUGAUCCUCAGGGAAUACAAAGAAUGCUAUGAUGCGCUCGUUGACACCCUGGAACGCAACGGAUCUCUUGGAGACUGCAUAUAUGCUAUCGAGAACGCGGCUCGGGAACACGACCUACAGCCGCUUCGGAUACCACUCGGGUACAUUUCGGAAGAGGGAGACACCGAAAUAUGGAACAAGAUCGUUCCGAGCCAGCCGAGCGACGAGAACACGGUACAGGAAGCCGCCGCAAAAACUCAGGUUUCUGCUCCAGAAGUAAAAAAGACCACCGCAGAUCCCGAGGAAUCGCUAGCAUCGCUACGAGCAUACAAAGAAACAAUUACCAACAAGCUCAGAGACAUCGAUGAGAAACUGGAAGGAUUGUAAAAUAAAAACGCUAGCUAGCUAUUGUAGACCAUUAAAAAAUAAAAUACAUCACUGACU